Molecule: messenger RNA, 1611 nt
Organism: Closterium sp. NIES-65
Lineage: Eukaryota; Viridiplantae; Streptophyta; Zygnematophyceae; Desmidiales; Closteriaceae
Source: the annotation of a GenBank genome assembly
AUGGGGCAGGCAGAGAGCCCGCUGAUUGGUCAAGGCGUUGACCCGUUCACGUCGAACGUGGUGUCCGAGCCGGUGCCGGUGUAUCUCUCCGUUAUGCUACGGAAGCUCAUCACCGUUGAUGAGCUCAAGUACAGCUACAGCGCGUACUUUCAGGUCGUCACGUCGUGGCGCGAUCCCCGAGUGAACAACACGCUGGGAGUGAUGAAGGUGAUGGAUCAGUUCGCGCCGGACCUGGUGGCGGACGCCAUGAGCAACUGCAAGCCCAACGUCACCUUCGCGGGCUUCAACAUCAGCCAGAAAUCUGACUGCAUAGACGGAUUCAGCCAGACGGGGCUGCCGCAGCUCAAGGACUGCAAGAAGCCAUGCACACCGGCAGGCACGCGGUGCUGCGAUGGCGUGUGGCUGCCCUCUCUCAACAUCCCCAACGUCAUCUUCUUCCCGCAAGACCGAUACGCCACUGAGAGCAUCUACUUCUUCGGCGACAUAGGCCCGGACAUGAGCGCUGUGGACCGCGAGGUGGUCGUGGAAGGCGAGUUCUCCUCCCCGUUCAACUUCCAGCGCUUCCCCUUCGACACACAAGACCUGCGGUUCACAGUGACGGUGGAGAGCGGCAACAUCUACCUGGUGACGUCCAACUCGGGGCGGCAGCAGGAGCAGGCGUCCAAGGGCCUCAGCGGGGGCGGCGGGGGGGGCUUUUCCUCGGACGAGGUCACGGGCUGGCGCAUCAGCCGCGUGGGACUCAACUGCUCCGCCAGUUCUUCAAACACCGCAGUCUCGGAUCUCGCUAACUAUGCCCAAGAUGACCCGUGGGCGCAGGUGAGCAGCAGUGGUGGGGCAGCAGACCCAUCGAAGCCCACCACGUGUGUGUUUGUCAUCUCCAUCUCGCGCACCAGUGGCGUCUACGUCCUCUCUGUGAUUCUCCCGGUGAUGCUGAGCGUGUAUCUGACCUUCUCAGUGUUCUUUGCCAAGCCAGAGGACCUGGAGGUCCGCUCUGCCACCUGUGUCACGCUCUUCCUCGCCCUCGCCGCCGUGCAGUUUGUCAUUGACAGCCAGCUGCCGCGCACGUCAGCCAUAACGCAGUUUGGGUACCUUGUAAUCACGUCCUACAUCUUCAUCAUGCUCACAACCAUCGAGACUGUUAUCGUCUUCUGGCUCUCCGACCGGAUAGAAAAGGACGUGGUGGCGUCAGUGAGCAAGCGGUUUACAUCGCGCCGAGACACGCCGCCCACGCCAUCAUCGCACGACACGUACAACACGCUCUCGGUGGAGCUCAUGAAGUCACAGCCGCCGCCUCCCAGCGGCGGGGAGGGAGGGAGUGAGACGAGCGCGGAGGAGCGGGACAACGGGGAGGCGAAGCCGCCGAGCACGGGUGGACAGGCGAUGGGGCCUUCUGAUGGGCACGGGGGGGUUGAGAAGCCGCACGAUGAUAUCAAGUGCAACCCAAGUGUCUGGCCUUGGGGAUGCCUUCAUCGCUGUGGUUACCGUUACAAGUCGAAGACAGAGGGACACGAAGAUGAGGCCAAUUAUAAGCUUGCGGUUGCGAUUGAUGCUGUUUGUUUCGUCGUCUUCUUCGUUGCGUACACAGUAGUGUGCAUCGUGCUUUAUGCGUAA